AUGAUAUGGAUAUUAGGCCCAAACGAACAACGAACGAUUAACCGAGAAGCUCUGGGGUUUUAUACUGCACUAGCCAUAGCUUCCGUGUACGAGAUUAAUAAUGAGAAUACGGACCUAAAGUCACCACUCUCCUUUGCUUCGCCUUUGCAGAAAUGCGUUCAGAAGUACCCAUUCCUAAGGGUGAUCGUCAAGGACAAGGAGACCGAAAAACCCAGUUAUCAUGGCCGUUUCAAAAUCAAUCUUCAAGACCAUAUCUCUAUCAUUCACAGCGAUGACGUUGGUGGUGGUAAAGAGAUGGCAGCCUUUGAAAGAAUUCUGCCCCCAAUCCUCGAUCGGCCGUGGCCAGCGAAUAUACCAGCCUGGAGAAUCCUUGUCCUACCUCUGGAACCCGCACGCAAUUCCAAAGUGACACGUUGUCUAAUAGUUUUCUCGUUUUCCCAUACUCUUGGAGAUGGGAUAGUCGGAGUGACCUUUCAUAAGACCUUUCUUCAAGCUUGGCGAGCAACUACAGCAGCGGAUAAUGAACAGGCUUUUAUGAUGAAUUUUCCAAUCGAAGAUCUACCACUUCCCUUUGACACACCAGAAAGGCUCCCUAUAUCAUGGAGUUUUCUCCUCGGACCCCUGGUGGCCGCGUGGUUGCCCAAAUUUCUGGCCAAUAUGCUUGGCCUACGGGCAAGUGCUAGCACCAUUGAUGAUGGCACUUGGACUGGCUCGCGCAUUUUCUUUGACCAAGCAUCCAAAACCGAUACCCAACUGAAGCUCUUUGAAAUUGAAGCUCCUCUGUUGCAGAAAGUUAUCCAGUCAUCACGGCAGCACGACGCCAAAUUCACUGCGACUUUACAUCAAAUGAUCCUUCGCGCUUUAAGCAAGGGAAUUCAAGACUCUAAAGUUACCAAUUUUGUGUCGGGCACAGCUGUGGAUAUGCGAGGCUCUAUUGGCACGCCCGGCCAUACCUGGGGCCUUUUUGUGUCUGGUCAUUAUGAAUUUCAUGUUCGUCCAACCAACGAAAAGCUACCUGCCUUACCAAGUGAUAUGUGGGCAGCUGCGAGUGUAAUGACCAAAGCCCUCGCUGGCUGUGGCUCCAGGUUACAAGACCAAGCGGUCGGAUUGCUACGGUAUGCCCCCAGUAUUAUGAGCUGGACAAAAAGUAAGAUCGGACAGAUACGGGAUUGUUCGUACGAACUCAGCAAUUUGCUUAGUUUUCGUGACGUGGACGCAGGUACAAGCGAGAGCAUCAAUAUCAGCAAGAUGAUAUUUUCACAGCCUGGAAAUAACACGAGUGGACCGCUUGUAUUCAACAUCAUCAGUGUCCAGGGUGGUAACUUGGUCUGCGCAGUAAGCUGGCAGCAUGGUGCUUUGGGUUUGCCUAUAGAGGAAGAAUUCCCUCUGGUCGAUGCUAUAUGCGCUUCUAUUCGAUCGGACUUUGAGUCUCUGGGAGUGCAAUGA
This is a messenger RNA of Penicillium angulare, 1446 nucleotides long. RefSeq lists its product as uncharacterized. The transcript has a single exon. Bases 1 to 1446 code for a protein of 481 amino acids. The record is from RefSeq and is a predicted model, not a curated record. Gene Ontology annotation, molecular function: N-acetyltransferase activity. Lineage: Eukaryota; Fungi; Ascomycota; Eurotiomycetes; Eurotiales; Aspergillaceae.